AUGCAGAAGAUGACGAAAUCGACCAAUCCAGAUCAACCGAGUGCUCAGGAGUCGGCUUCCAGCCCCUCCAACGCACCCAAAACAGCACUCAAGUUAAUAUCCAAGAUACCUGGAACAACUGCCGAAGACAUUGAGAACAAGGCGAUUUUCAGCGAUUACCUUGGGCUAUCGAUUGCCCCAUUCGAUCAACCAACCCACGAAGGCACCAAGGGAGUUUACCUGCGCAGAAGAGAUAAUGGAGCCAUACUACUGUUGACAUGCCGGCGCGUUGUGUUUAGUGACGAGCCUGGCGACGACACGCUCUGCAAACUCAAGAGCAACUUGCAGUCCAACAUUGAUUAUGAGAUUCACUUGAUGGCGAGGCUGGAGAAAGAGUCUAAUACCCCCGAGCAAUUGGUGAAUCUCGAUGCCAAACGGCAGCGUCUCAAGCCAAGGAUGGCGCUCUGGGAGCAGGAGCUGCGUAAGCUUCAAGAACUGGAUGAUCCUGUGUCGCGCAUCAUCGGACAUGUCGUUUUUUCACCUCCGUACGGCGUCGGGGCAACGAAAAUUGGCACCCGGCAUCUUCGGGACUGGGCAUUGAUCGAACUGCAGCAGGGCAAGCACGAGACUGAAUUGACAUCUCUAAGAAACAAGAUCUUUACCGGAGAAAAGGGUUUUCAUGCCUGUUUCCAUGCAAUGCCACGAUCUGGUAUCGGAGUUAAGAGGUCACUGGUUUCCUUCGACCGGCUAAACCACGCCGCCGAAGUCCAGGAUACAAUGCCAGAAGAGGAGCUGAGAGACCCCAGGUCCGCCACACCCCCGUGGAACUCAGCUAUCAUGGUAAUUAAGCACGGCGCAGCCACUGGCUUGACAAUCGGAUCAGUCGCCGAGGCAGCGUCCGUUGUCCGCCGAACCCACGGAAAUGUCACAUUGGAGUAUGAAGAGUGGUGCGUUCUAAGAGAAAAGGGGCGCAUGGGCGAAGGCAGACGGGAGAUGUUCUCAGCCGCUGGUGACUCUGGGUCUUGCGUAUUUGAUUCGUUCGGCCGCGUUGUCGGAAUCUCGAGCGGUGGGGGACGAGAGGUGCCCGAGAGUGAUGGGGGUUAUUUCGCCCCAAUGGAAUGGGUGCUAGAUGAUAUCAGGGCUCAUGGGAUAAGCCCUACAGCUAAUAAUGGACAUGAUCUUAGGUCCCUGAAAUGUGAAGCCAAAAAUAUGCUCGGCGAUCACUUGGAUCAGAUUCCUCCAGUCGUCCAACGCCCCCGAGGCGGUAAACACCCAGCACUUUCCUCUUCAGAGUAUGAAUUAGCGAGCUGGCUGGCGCUAUUGAUUAAGGCUAAAGAGGCGUUUAGCUGUCAGGGGGUCUCGGGCCCUCGGGUCAUCUUGAACCAGCCCUAUCAGUGA
Molecule: messenger RNA, 1377 nt
Organism: Fusarium vanettenii 77-13-4
Lineage: Eukaryota; Fungi; Ascomycota; Sordariomycetes; Hypocreales; Nectriaceae
Exons: 4
Coding region: 1-1377 (458 amino acids)
Source: RefSeq, a predicted model, not a curated record